ACUAGCCAGAGAGCAGAAGCACUGACAAAAAAACCAAACCGUGCGCUUGUAGGAAACAAUACUUCCUCUUUUUUGUGUGAAGGUGCUCCGUUUCGUUCAAAACGGCUGCACUUUCUCCUCGGGACGAAAUAACCCCUGCGGAUUAUUCUGCAUCAAGGAUGCCCAUUUUGUGUGCGGUGUUGCUUUCGGCCUCUCUGGUCCUCGGCCACUCUUCAGCUGCUUCAAAUAAGAUGUGGGAAGAGUGGAAAGAUGGACAUGGCAAGGUUUAUGAUAAUGAGGUGGAGAGCAGCUUCAGGAGAGCAGCGUGGCAGAAGAACGUGCACUUGGUGCUGAGACACAACCAGGAGGCUUCAGUAGGAAAACACAGCUUCACUUUGGGACUGAACCACCUGGCAGACAUGCCCUCUUCUUCUAUCAAGACAGCUGAGGAGAUCAAUGAGAAGCUGAACGGCUUGAAGCCGGAGGAGCGCGUUCAUUUCAGAAAUGACACUUUUAAGGAAGCGAGUGGCUCGUCGACACCUCAGACUGUGGACUGGAGGAAGACGGGCCUGGUCAGUCCUGUCCAAAACCAAGGGUUAUGUGGGUCCUGCUGGGCCUUCAGCUCUCUGGGGGCACUCGAGGGGCAGAUGAAGAAGCAAACGGGUGUCCUCGUUCCCCUGAGUGCACAGAACCUGGUGGACUGCAGCACCAUCGAUGGGAACCUGGGGUGCAGAGGAGGCUACAUCUCCAAAGCCUACAGCUACGUCAUCCGCAACCGAGGCGUCGACUCAGAGAGGUCUUACCCCUACGAGCACCAGGUUGGGCUUCGGAAGCAUGACUUCUUUACCAAUAACGCGAAAUGUCGUUAUUCCGUCAAAGGAAAGGCCGGACACUGCUCUGAUUUUCACAUCCUUCCACAAGGAGACGAGAGGGCUCUGCAGGAAGUUGUGGCUUCAGUUGGACCCGUCGCUGUGGCCGUGAACGCCAUGCUGCCAUCGUUCCACCUGUACAGAGGAGGUUUAUACAACGUCCCCAGCUGCAGCCCAAGGUUUAUAAAUCACGCUGUCCUCGUCGUGGGCUACGGCACAGACAAAGGUCAGGACUACUGGCUGGUGAAAAACAGUUGGGGAACUGCGUGGGGAGAGGAAGGCUUCAUCCGACUAGCGAGGAAUAAGAACAACCUCUGCGGCAUCGCCAGCUUCGCAGUCUAUCCUACACUGUGAAAACGUGGCCCGUCACCGGAAUCAUUUCUCAGAGGAAGUGAUUGUUCAGUUAAAUAUCAGAGACCUGUGGUAUGAAGGUUUAACUGAAACUGCUGGCUGAAAGUCAAUUUCACAAAAUUGUUCAUCUACUUUGGAAGCCUUUGUUAUUUGUGUUUUGAAUUCUUGAAAGAAAGAAAAAAAGGAUUCCUUGCUUUGUACCCUUUUGUAAUUUUAUAUCUCAGAGGUUUUACACUGUAUUUUAUAUAGCCUAUUUGAUCCGUUUAUUAAAAUAUUGCUAUCUUUUCA
This is a messenger RNA of Scophthalmus maximus (turbot), 1487 nucleotides long. Its product is annotated as procathepsin L. The record is from RefSeq and is a predicted model, not a curated record. The coding region runs from base 159 to 1202 and encodes 347 amino acids. The transcript has 8 exons. NCBI's taxonomy places the organism in Eukaryota, Metazoa, Chordata, Actinopteri, Pleuronectiformes, Scophthalmidae. Gene Ontology annotation, molecular function: cysteine-type endopeptidase activity. Gene Ontology annotation, cellular component: lysosome. Gene Ontology annotation, biological process: immune response.